UCCUAGCCGGCAGUGGUGGUGGUGGUGGUGGUGGUGGUGGUGCAAGCCAAGUUGAUCAGCAGUCGCCAAAACGCUGCACUAGCGCAUCACCAAAAGCGUCUAACGGCGGCAUCACUACAAGUGCCGCAAUUACAGUUGAGGAGGCCAUUGAUAGUACAACAAUACGAGAUGAAGGGGUAAUUGACGAUGACGCCGACAUGUCAACGACAUCAUCGCCAACAGAAAGCGCCUCAGCUGCCACAAUAGCGGCCGUAGCAGCGGCAGCUAAUGCAGCAGCCAUGCAGCUGCAAUUGUUGGAGGCGCUCAACGAUGCUGCAAAGAAGAGACGCAAACAAAAUAAUCCCAGUCGAUUGGGGGCGCAGGCAGCAGCAGCAGCCGCCGCGGCAGCACUACAGCUAAACGAGGCCAAUGAAGGGGCGCUAAUCAAUGCGACUGCAGAAGCCAUAAUUGCAGAUAANAACACUGCCAAUAGAUUACGAAGAGAAAUUAUCGAAAAUGUUCUUACCAAAGUCAAUGGAACAGCUGAAGGAAACGUUUGA
Messenger RNA from Rhagoletis zephyria (snowberry fruit fly), 539 nucleotides. RefSeq lists its product as uncharacterized. The record is from RefSeq and is a predicted model, not a curated record. Lineage: Eukaryota; Metazoa; Arthropoda; Insecta; Diptera; Tephritidae.